AUGUCCUUAGGACAUAGUUUCAAACGCGCAGGCCUAUUCUCUCUGUGCCUGAUUGCUACAGGUACCCUUGUCACUGCAGGGCCCUGCGACAUCUACUCCUCCGGCGGCACUCCGUGCGUCGCGGCGCACAGCAGCACUCGCGCCCUUUACAGCUCUUACAGUGGCCCACUCUAUCAAGUAAAACGCAACUCUGAUAGCGCUACGACCAAUAUUUCCCCGGUAUCAGCUGGCGGAAUUGCCAAUGCUGCUGCUCAGGAUUCUUUCUGUUCCGGGACAACUUGCCUUAUUUCGAUUAUUUAUGACCAGUCUGGUCAUGGAAAUCACCUUACGGCCGCUCCUCCGGGUGGCUUCAGUGGUCCGGGGCCUAAUGGCUACGAUAAUCUAGCUAAUGCCGCUGCUGCACCUGUGUAUCUGGGUGGGCAAAAGGUAUACGGCGUUUAUAUUGCACCCGGUGAUGGCUACCGGAACAAUGCCGCAAAUGGCACAGCUACGGGUGAUGGCGCAGAGGGCUUAUAUGCCAUCUUUGACGGGACACACUACAAUGGCGGCUGCUGCUUUGAUUACGGUAACGCCGAAACUAGCAGCCGUGAUACUGGCGCUGGCCAUAUGGAAGCUAUCUACUUUGGUAACUGCAAUGUUUGGGGCACGGGCUCCGGCAAUGGACCCUGGAUUAUGGCAGACCUCGAAAAUGGUCUCUUUUCUGGUGCCAGUGCUGGUAAAAAUACUGGCGAUCCAUCCAUUUCAUACCGAUUCGUGACGGCUGUCGUUAAGGGAGAGGCAAACCAGUGGGCGAUCCGAGGUGGUAACUCUCAAUCCGGCUCACUGUCCACAUUCUACUCUGGCGGUCGUCCAUCUGGUUACAACCCGAUGCACAAAGAAGGUGCUAUUAUCCUUGGAAUUGGUGGUGAUAACAGCCACGGUGCUGAGGGCACGUUUUACGAAGGUGUGAUGACUUCGGGAUAUCCAUCUGAUGCCACUGAGAACUCGGUCCAGGCCAAUAUUGUGGCCGCCAAAUACGGGACCUCGGCUUCUUCUGGUACAACUACAACGGGAACAGGAACCCAGCCAUCAUCUGGAUCUGGCCAGGUGCACUGGGGCCAGUGUGGUGGCAGUGGGUGGACCGGCCCUACAAGUUGUGAAGCGCCGUAUGCUUGUCAGACGCAGAAUCCGUACUAUGCUCAGUUUGAUGGAUUUCCAUGGGAGACUCGCGAAUACCUAGGUAUUCUUUCAGUUGCGCUUCAGAGAAGAGUCACUUUGUGA
Talaromyces stipitatus ATCC 10500 is the source of this 1260-nucleotide messenger RNA. Its product is annotated as alpha-N-arabinofuranosidase precursor, putative. The record is from RefSeq and is a predicted model, not a curated record. The transcript has 2 exons. Gene Ontology annotation, cellular component: extracellular region. The coding region runs from base 1 to 1260 and encodes 419 amino acids. NCBI's taxonomy places the organism in Eukaryota, Fungi, Ascomycota, Eurotiomycetes, Eurotiales, Trichocomaceae. Gene Ontology annotation, biological process: arabinan metabolic process; arabinose metabolic process; pectin catabolic process. Gene Ontology annotation, molecular function: alpha-L-arabinofuranosidase activity; cellulose binding.